Messenger RNA from Callorhinchus milii (elephant shark), 3152 nucleotides. RefSeq names its product mucosa-associated lymphoid tissue lymphoma translocation protein 1. NCBI's taxonomy places the organism in Eukaryota, Metazoa, Chordata, Chondrichthyes, Chimaeriformes, Callorhinchidae. Gene Ontology annotation, molecular function: cysteine-type endopeptidase activity. The record is from RefSeq and is a predicted model, not a curated record. Bases 341 to 2839 code for a protein of 832 amino acids. The transcript has 18 exons. Gene Ontology annotation, biological process: proteolysis.
GAAACACCAGGAAGAAGAGAUCUACGUUGAAUUGGUGGGUGGCGGUGCUACACACUCAUAUAGACGAUUCUGGGCGUCCUCCUUUGUUCCCGAGUUAGGUUAACCCAAAGAACGCAGAGCGAAGAUGUCCCAAAACCCAGUGAGAUAAUGCCGUCACCUCCUAUAUCUUGUUGCCGGCCACUUGGACCGAGACAGAUCGAAUGAGAUGUGACUUCCUCAAAUCUUGUAAAAAGUUAUGGUUGCGAAAUUGGCAUUUCUUGGAAUCCGCGAGUUGAGAGUGAAGACCAGAAGCUUGUUCCCCUCCCGCCUGCCCCAGUGACUGUUCGAUCCAGGGCUGAGGAUGGCAGAGAUCCCACACGUACCAUCGCUGAACAUCAGCCACCUGAACGAGCCCCUGCUGAACAAGCUAAGCCACUUGCUGGACCAAAGCGGGUGGAGGAAGCUGGCGGAGAUGGCGAGCGCUGACAAGCGUUUCAAAAUCAGCUCUGAGGAGCUGAAUAACUGCUCUCUCAAGGUCCUGACUCCCGAAGGCAGCCCCACCCGGAAUUUCCUGCGAUUAAUGGCUGACCGGGGAAUGACUCUUAGAGAUUUGUCGGGUUAUCUUCAAGCAUUGGACCACGCAGAAGCCAUUCAGCUCUUCAGGUCUGCAGUGUCUCUGAUGAUUAUCAUUCAGCCGGUGCCACAGGCGGUGUUGGCCGGCCAGGUGGUCAGGUUACGAUGCCAAGCGGCAGCACAUCACGUCGUGGAGUAUCGAUGGUUCAAGAUGCAAGUCGAGGUUCCAAAUGGCAACAGCUCAGAUCUUGUGUUGAAUCCCGUCACUGUCAAUGACACCGGACGUUAUAUCUGCAGAGUGAACAUUGGGAUGGAUUUCAACUUCAGUCAGUGGGUUCGCUUGGAAGUUUACAAUUUCAGUGCUACCUAUGGGAGACCAUUCCUGCUCUUGGACAACAGGCUCCAGAUUAUAAACCAGCCUCAAUCCCAGCAUCGAAUGGUGGGUGACAUGUUGGUAUUGGAGUGCACGGCCAUCGGUGUACCUGUGCCACAUUAUCAAUGGCUGAGAAAUGGGGAACGAGUCGAUUGCACUGAAAGGCAUUACAAGGUUGCGAGAGUCAGCCCGCAGCAUCAGGGAGUAUACCGGUGUCGAGUUUUUAAUGGCAAAGAGGAUUAUUGGAGCACAGAGGCUGAAGUCGUCAUUGGACCCAGGUGCAAUGUAUCAGUUGCCGUGGAAAGCGAUGAAGAUGGGUUGAUGCUUCCUGAAGAAACAAGCAAUCCAGCUGACAUUGGACAGCUAGACUUCAACCGAAGACAUUUUGGUGUUCCUAUUUUAGCAGCGACUGACAAGGUGGCUCUUCUGAUCGGCAACAUGUCCUACCACAACCACCCCAAGCUGAAGGCCCCCAUGGUGGACGUGUAUGAGCUGACUAACCUGCUGAGACAGCUGGACUUCAAGGUGGUCUCCCUGCUGGACCUGACCGAGUUUGAGAUGAGGAACGCUGUCUAUGAAUUCCUGCUCUUGCUGGACAAGGGAGUGUAUGGUUUGCUGUACUACGCUGGUCAUGGUUACGAAAACUACGGAAACAGUUUUAUGGUCCCAAUUAAUGCUCCGAAUCCCUAUAGGUCUGCACACUGCUUGUGUGUGCAGAGCAUCCUCAAGCUAAUGCAGGAGAAAGAGACUGGGCUGAAUGUAUUUCUUCUGGACAUGUGUAGGAAAAGGAAUGUGUAUGAUGACACCAUCCCCAACGUGGAGGCGUUGAGAGUCACAGCCAACAUUGUGUUUGGAUACGCAACGUGCCAGGGGGCCGAGGCCUUUGAGAUCCAGCACUACGGUUUAGCCAAUGGGAUCUUUAUGAAAUUCCUGAAGGAGCGGCUGCUGGAGGAUGAGAAGAUCACUGUGCUACUCGACCGGGUGGCUGAAGAUAUGGGGACUUGUGACCUGACGAAGGGGAAGCAGGCGCUGGAGAUCCGCAGCAGUCUGAGUGAGAAGAGAGCCCUGACCGAUCCCAUCCGCUCCUCAGGCUGCUCUGUGGAAUCCCUCGCACGUAACCUGCAGUGGGCAAAGGCUCAUGAGCUGCCCGAGAGCAAAUGGCUUGACUUUGAGUGUGGCGUCAAAAUCCAGCUGGGCUUCGCUGCAGAGUUCUCCAAUGUCAUGAUCAUUUACACUCGGAUCGUAGGGAAGCCCAAGGAAAUUGUAAUGUGCGAUGCUUAUGUGACAGAUUUUCCAACGGACCUGGAUGUAGAUCCGAAGAAGACCAACCGAGGAACUCCAGAGGAAACAGGCAGCUAUUUGCUCUCCAAAGAUCUCCCGGAGCAGUGUCUGUACACAAGGCUGAGCGCCUUGCAGAAGUUAAAGGAGCGGCUAGUGUUCACCGUCUGCCUUCGCUAUCAGUACCAGGGGCUCUCGGAGCUGGUGGAAGAGGCCAAGGAGGUGGAUGUGGGGAAGCCUCUGAUCGCAAAGUUGGACAUCCACCGCGGGGUCAGGAGGAACAGCUGUCUGGUAACGUGCCCAAUGCCUCACAGCCCGUCCCACAGCCCGGUCCACAGCCCCUCUCACAGCCCGGUGCGGAGCAUGACUUGCAGCCCGGAGUUUGAGCAUUACCAUCAGCAUUACCAGAGUCACUCCCACCUGGGGGUCUAUAACAACCCCAGCGCUGGCCUGAUGGGGGCUGUGAGCUGCGCUGUCCCCUCGGAAAUGUACAGCCACACCUCGCUCGGACAAGUGGCCGAUUGUAGGCACGACCGUGAGUACUGCAGCAACAACAGAGGGAUUAACGUUCCCAUCGAGCACGAUAUGAAUGAGUCUCCGAUGGGUUUCAGUGACCAGGACAGAUUUUAUGAAUGAGCCUCUGACGGACACUGAACUUAUUCUGAGUCACAUCUUCACAAGAAGGUGGUGACCUCUGUGACUCCCCCAUUGGGAAAGGUUAGGUUCUCUCAUGUUUUACGGGCACACUUCCGUUUGGGUCUCUCCACCCAAACUUUAGCUGAAAAUAAGGAGGUGUCCGUUAAGACUCCUUCACACCGAGGUCUGUGCACUCGGCCCUAGAACGUCAUACAGGAUGUUCUCAAGACAUCAUCACCAUCUACAGAAUCAUGUGAGAUCUUUACAAGGAAGAUCCUUAAACUAAACCUUGGAUUUGAUACAACGCCUUUCA